Messenger RNA from Telopea speciosissima, 772 nucleotides. RefSeq names its product CAP-Gly domain-containing linker protein 1-like. Lineage: Eukaryota; Viridiplantae; Streptophyta; Magnoliopsida; Proteales; Proteaceae. The transcript is spliced from 7 exons. The record is from RefSeq and is a predicted model, not a curated record. Bases 89 to 538 code for a protein of 149 amino acids.
AGAUCUUGACUGACGGAACCCUAAACCCUAAAAGGUUUAACUUAGGAUCAUCCAGUUAUCCGUACAUCUUCGGAUCGAAGCAUUAAUAAUGGCGGAUUCUGAUUCUACACCAUCUCCCGCUACUGUUGCUGCUGCACCUCUUUCGGCGAAAAAGGAGAACUUGAUACCUAUUAGCUCAAAGAUCGCUGAAUUGAGUGAAUCACGAUCGGAGCUGCUCACUAGAAUUCAAGGGUUGAAACAGGACUUACAGAGUUGGAGGUCGAAGUUAGACACUCAAGUCAAGGUCUACCGAGAUGAGCUUUCAGAGCUCAAGAAAUCUCUCAAUGUGGAAGUGGAGCAGCUUAGAUCGGAAUUUCAAGAACUGAGGACCACUCUUCAACAGCAACAUGAGGAUGUGACUGCCAGUUUAAGGAAUUUGGGGUUGCAGGAUUUGUCAGAAGAUGCCAAGGAGGAUACUCGAGAUGCACAAACAGAAGGGAACACUGAAGAAGUUACUGCUCCAACUCCUACCUCAGUGGAGAAUGGCCAGGAAAAUUGACAUUAGAUUAGUAUCUCAAAGGGCAAUUCUCAUCUCAUCCUGAGAAGGCAGACAUUCAGCAGUCUUUGAAUUCAUUGUUUCCAGCAUAUGAUGGGAAGGGCGCCCCAAUUUUCAUAGCCGAGAAUGAAAACUAUGGGUAAGUUGAGAGUGACAUGGAUCGUUAUCAUGAACCCAGGACCUCUGUAUAUUAAUUGUUUGAGGAGGAGAGUUAAAUUUGACCAGUGCUUUUGCCUU